CGCGACUCUAGGGGCGGGACCAGGCGAGGGGUGACCGCCGCGGGGCGCGGACUGAGACGCCUUCAUCUGUUCACGCGGCGGUGCGGAUCAGGGUUCGCAGCGCGCGCCACCGGGGAAAGAGCGGUGGGCCGAGGGGGUGGAAGUGGGGUCCUGGGAAGACCCUGGGCUGUGGGCCGAGGGUGCGGAGUCGGGGAGGGGGGCGGGGGCACGAAGGGGAGCCGGGGACAUGGCGCGUCCAGACGAUGAGGAGGGGGCGGCGGUGGCCGCCGGACACCCACACGCGAAAGGAUACUUCCCGUUGCCGAGGGGCGCGCCCUCCGGGAAGGAGAGCCUGGAACCGCAGAACGGGCCCAAAGCGGGUUCUCUCCCGGUGAAUGGGGCCCCUCGCGACAGCCUCGCCGCCGCCUCGGGAGUCGUGGGCGGGCCUCAGACUCCUCUGGCCCCGGAAGAGGAGACCCAGGCCCGGCUGCUGCCUGCGGGCCCGGGGGCAGAGACCCCGGGGGUCGAGGGCGCCCCGCUGCCCCGGACGGCGCUCUCCCCGCGGCGCUUCGUGGUGCUCCUGAUCUUCAGCCUCUACUCGCUGGUGAACGCCUUUCAGUGGAUCCAGUACAGCAUCAUCAGCAACGUCUUCGAGCAUUUCUACAAUGUCACCUUGCUGCACAUCGACUGGCUGUCCAUGGUGUACAUGCUGGCCUACGUGCCCCUCAUCUUCCCGGCAACCUGGCUCCUCGACACCAGAGGUCUUCGGCUCACCGCCCUGCUGGGCUCCGGCCUCAAUUGCCUGGGCGCCUGGAUCAAGUGCUGCAGUGUGCAGCAGCCUCUCUUCUGGGUCACCAUGUUGGGCCAGUGCCUGUGCUCCGUGGCCCAGGUGUUCAUCCUGGGCUUGCCCUCCCGCAUCGCCUCAGUGUGGUUUGGGCCCAAAGAAGUGUCCACAGCUUGUGCCACCGCCGUGCUGGGCAAUCAGCUUGGAACUGCAGUUGGCUUUUUGCUACCACCAGUUUUGGUACCCAACACACAGAAUGACACAAAUUUCCUGGCUGGUAAUAUCAGCACCAUGUUUUAUGGGACAUCAGCUGUUGCCACAUUUUUAUUUAUUUUAACAGCAAUUGCCUUCAAAGAAAAACCGCAGUAUCCACCAAGUCAGGCUCAAGCAGCUCUUCAAGACAGUCCCCCUGAAGAGUACUCCUAUAAGAAUUCAAUAAGAAACCUGUUUAAAAACAUUCCUUUUGUCCUUCUGUUGAUCACUUAUGGUAUCAUGACUGGUGCCUUUUAUUCAGUCUCAACAUUAUUAAGUCAAAUGAUACUGAAGUAUUAUAAGGGAGAGGAAGUCAAUGCUGGAAGAAUUGGGCUAACGCUGGUAGUAGCUGGAAUGGUGGGCUCUAUUCUUUGUGGCUUAUGGCUGGAUUACACCAAAACAUACAAACAGACUACUCUGAUAGUUUAUAUUUUGUCUUUUAUUGGAAUGGUUAUAUUUACUUUCACAUUGGACCUUGGAUACAUUAUUACCGUGUUUGUUACUGGAGGGGUCCUUGGCUUCUUCAUGACUGGUUACCUCCCUUUGGGUUUUGAAUUUGCUGUUGAAAUCACUUACCCUGAAUCUGAAGGUACUUCAUCUGGUCUUCUUAAUGCUUCUGCACAGAUAUUUGGAAUUUUGUUCACAUUGGCUCAAGGAAAGCUCACAUCAGACCACAGCCCUAAGGCAGGGAACAUUUUCCUCUGUGUCUGGAUGUUUAUAGGCAUCAUUUUAACAGCAUUAAUCAAGUCUGAUCUGCGAAGACACAACAUAAAUACAGGAAUUACCAAUGUUGACAUUAAAGCUGUACCAGCUGACAGUCCUACAGACCAAGAACCAAAAACAGUUAUGUUACCCAAGCAGUCAGAGUCAGCAAUUUGAAGAGAAAGAAAAAGUUACCGUCCUGUAGUAAUUGGGGACAAUGUGAUAUGCUUGGAGAGAUAUGAGCACCAAGGCUGGGUUUGCAUGUGGUGGGGGAAUAGACGCUUACUUGAAAAUUACCAUAUGAACUCUAAAUGCGUAAUUAUUAUUUUGCUUAAUUGUUAAUUUAAGGGAAAUUUUCUUAAAAUGCUUCUGUUUACAUCAUGUUAACACUACUAUUUAUCUAAUUUGUAUCUGGUUUUUAGUCUUGUAUCUGAAAGUAAGCUUCUUGACAUUUACUUUUCAAAAGUAGAUGUUUUUCUUUUUUGCAGAAAAUGGAAGCUUAGAAGACUUUUUAAAGUGGUAAUAUGGGGUGUUCAGUCCCCAUAAGAUACAUAAUAGUUCAUGCAGUUUAUACAUUAAAAUAUCCGGUAGAACUAAAUGUACAAUAUAUUCCUAAUUGACUGCCUUUCCACUGUGCUGACCAACUGUCCAAGCCACUUCAGUAGGAGUACAACAUACCAACAUGACACCACUCACCCACAAAGAACAGCAUGGGCAUCAGGCUUUCAGAUUUUUCCCAUUCUUUACAACAAGAAUACAUUUUCCCAGUGUACUCUUGUUACAAAGUACUUUUUAACACACACAGUCAAUGGCUACAAAAACUAUUCUGUGUACAGAUUCUACCCAUAACUUUGGUCUUAGAAUUAUGUUCUAAUUAAGGCAAGGAGCCCAAUUACAGGCUCAUUUUCUCUCAGGUUCUUUUCUGUGCUGCCUUUCUAUCACGGAUAAAGGCUAACACUGUAUUUUGUCACUGCAGCUUGAAAUAGAGUAGUUUUGUACCCAUUGCCUUUUUUUCUUUUAAACUCUCUUCCUUUUUUUUUUUUUUUCUAUGUAUAACUUUCUAGUAAGACAAUUUUAUCAUAUAUGUUACUGGCUAUUUCAUGAUUUCUUGUAUCUUAUCCUGUAUUUUGCCUUGAAGAUUCCUGAGAUAAGGAAAUCUGUAAUAACUUCAGAUAGCCUACAUGUCCCCAUUUAGUGGAGACCUCUUGAAUGCUGUUUGAAUUCUGCAGCAUCAUGUUUAUGACCGUUCUCCUUUGAGGAAUGCUGUGCCUGGGUACGUGCUCCAUCUGUGUGCUGGGAGAGUGGAUUCUUUUCUUCAGUGCAGAGUAUAGUAGUCAUCACACUGUUGGAACAGUCUGCUGUUUUACAAGCUCAGGUAAGGAAAAUAGGACCAAAUAUAUUUCCACAGUGCCUACCACUGUCAUGUUUACAGCGAGACUUUAAAUGUUGUUGAUGUCCUGACUCUGAGCUUGUAGGGAAUAUCUUUACAGUAAUGACAUUUGAUCAGCCACAAAAUUUACAUUAUGUUCAUAUGCACCCAAAAAAGCUAGUCAAGUAAUGAAUACCCUUGAAGUGAAUAGCAGUUUUGAUUUAGGCAGUAUGUUAGGCCAUCCUUACAUCACUAUAAAGAAAUACCUAAGGCUGGGCACAAUGGCUCACAUCUGUAAUACCAGCACUUUGGGAGCUGAGGUGGGUAGAUCACUUGAGGCCAGGAAUUGAAGACCAGUAUGGCCAACAUGGCAAAACCCCAUCUCUACUAAAAAUGCCGCGUGCGUGCACACACACACUAGCCAGUCAUGGUGGUCCACGCCUGUAGUCCCAGCUACUUGGGAAGCUGAGGCAUGAGAAUUGCCUGAACAUGGGAGGUGGAGGCUGCAGUGAGCUGAGAUUGCACCACUGCACUUCAGCCUGGGUGACAAAGCGAGACUGUUUCAGAAAGAGAAGAACAGAAGGACAGCACCAAGCCUUGAGGGAUCCACCCCCAGGACCCAGACACCUUCCAUUAGGCCCAACCUUCAACACUGGGGAUUAUAUUUCAACAUGAGGGUGGAGGGACAAGUAUCUCAACUAUAUCAGGUAAAAUAUAUGCUUUGAUAUAUAUUGAAAUUAUUACAUUCUCUGUAAUCAAGUGACUGUAAAUUAUGUAGAAUCUGACCCUGGGGAAUGUGUUACCUAAAGAAUUUGACUAAGAAUCAGGAACUCUGUGUCCAUGUCCUGGAUGUGUUUCUGCAUGUUCCUGUAAUCUGGACAGUCUUUAAACCUCUGGGCAGCAUUUUCCUCAUCCAUGAAAUGAAUGUGUUUAGUUUGAUCUCAAAGGUCUUUUCAAAAUAGUAAAUGCUAUUAAUCAUAUAAUAGACCAAAUUAUUAUAGCACAGAAACUGGAAACCAGCCAGAGAGAAAUUCCCUGGACAGUUGGAUAAACAAAUGUGAUUGCUACCUUAUGGAUACAGGGACUGUUAAAUUUCUUUUUAGCCUUUUUAGUCAGUUUCUCAAGCAGAAUAUGUCCAAUUAUUAGCUUCCUUUGAUACUUACAAGUGAAGACAGCCAAAAAUAUAUUUUAAGGUCUCCCCAAAUAACUUUUUAUUUUUAAACUAUCAAUGUUGUUUAAAAUAAUCAUGUACUUGUUGAGUUCCUGAGGUUUUGAACAAAUUACAAAUAAAAUUUAGAAUACUUUAUUUCUGAAAAGCAUAUACAUAUACGUUAUGUGUAUUUUUCCUUGGUUAGAAUGGGGAUGAAAUAUGAUGUGACAGAACGCAAAAUGAAUUGAUAAUUUUUCUGUAUUUUGGGUGAAAGUUGUCUGUAAUACAUCAAACAAGAAUGUUAGAAUUCUACAGUAAUGUGUGAUUUCAUGACAGAGCUAUAUUCUGAGAAAUGUGUUAGGUGAUCUCAUCAUUGUGUGAACAUCAUGAAGUGUACUUACACAAACCUAGAUGGUAGAGCCUACUACACACCUAGGCUGUAUGGUGUAGCCUAUUGCUUCUAGGCCACAAACCUGAACGGUAUUAAAUGCGGUAGGCAAUUGUAACACAAUGGUAUUUGUGUAAUCGAAAGAUAAAACAGAUAAUACAUUGUGCUGCAUUGUAACAAUGGCUGUGGCAUCACUAGGUGAUAGGACUUUCUCAGCUCCAUUAUAAUCUUAUAGGAUCACUGUCAUAUGUGGUCCAUUGUUAAUUGAAGCGUUAUGUGGCACAUGACUAUGUCAUAUUUUUGGAAAAUGAAAUAGGUAAUUAUCACUUGUGUGAAUUUUAAUCAAAUGAUUUAGGAAAGAAAUGAUUUCAAAAGCUAUUGCAUUUAUUAUAAAUGUCACAAAUAUAGCUCUUGCCUUUUGAGAAUGUUGGAGAAAUGUCUUUAAAAAUAUGUCUGUAUGUAAAAAUGUGUCUGUAUGCAAUAGCUAGAAAAAUGCCUGUCUUAAGUCAUUACUCAAGUUCUGAUGUUCACUCUUUGUACUAUUUAUCGGUAUGCUUGUUCUUCAGUAUUUCAGACUCAAAAUAAAUUUAUUUUUUUAUGUA
Molecule: messenger RNA, 5226 nt
Organism: Callithrix jacchus (white-tufted-ear marmoset)
Lineage: Eukaryota; Metazoa; Chordata; Mammalia; Primates; Cebidae
Gene: FLVCR1
Product: FLVCR choline and heme transporter 1
Biological process (GO): transmembrane transport; heme export; mitochondrial transport
Cellular component (GO): mitochondrion; membrane
Molecular function (GO): heme transmembrane transporter activity; heme binding
Source: RefSeq, a predicted model, not a curated record